GAAAAAUCUUCCCCAAAUCCGACAAGCUCCCUCGCUCGCUCGCUUCGUAGGCGUGUUGAGUUCCACAGUUCCAGUGCCACGCGAACGGACGGUAGAUGCUUAUGAAAUCUCUGUUCCUUGUCUUGUUCUCUGUUUGGACUCCGUUUGGAAGGAAGUCGGCAUAGAAUCGAGGAGUCCCUGUGAUUCUUCGCUGACUCCAGUCCGGAGAAUACGGGCUGAGAGAGCUUAGCUCACGGAGCCGCACCUCUUGUUGCCUCGGAUUGCUCGCAGUCCAGAUGGAGCGAACGAAUCGUUUCCACUUCGCUUUGAACUAAGCAUUCGAAAGAGACAAACUUUUCCCAUAGUUUUUCUUUUGAACGAUUUGACACAUACCAUUGUUUUUCGCGAGUAGAUUCCUUCUUUCUUUAAAAGAUAUCGUGGUUGCUGUGUAAAAGAUUACAUCCUGCUUACAUCGAAGCAAAAAAGUUCAUGCUUUGUCUCUGUUGAUGUGGGUAGAUAUCUUCUGCAAGGUUUUCGUUAAUUACGCGGGAGGUGCCCACACGGCAGUCUAUUGGUGAUGUCAAUUACAGUUAUUUUUAUAUUUGGCAAUGCUUAUCGCUUGAAGUCUUCCAUUUUCCUUGACAGGAUCCUAAAGGUCGAGCUUCGGCUGGGCCGCGUACUGUAACUUCUUCUACAGUAAUCAAGAAGCUCUUAGGAUGUUGGAGAAAAAUAGGGAAUUCGAUAUUGAGGGUGUGAUAGAGGAAUUUGAAGCUUUGACCAAGGAGGCUGGGAGGGUUCAGAGAGAGACCCUUCGAAGGAUACUCGAGGAGAAUGGCCAGGCAGAGUACUUGCAGAAUCUGGGACUUGGAGGGAGAACUGAUCCUGAGACUUUUAAAGCCUGUGUUCCAUUGGUUACUCACAAGGAUCUCGAACCUUACAUCAAGAGAAUUGCUGAUGGAGAUGCUUCACCCAUUCUCACAGGAAAGCCGGUUACAUCCAUAUCAUUGAGUUCUGGCACUACACAAGGAAAGCGAAAACUUUUGCUGUUCAAUGAGGAAUUGGUCCAUUCCACAAUGCAGAUAUAUCGGUUAUCAUUUGCUUUGAGAAACAGAGAAUUUCCCAUUCGGAAUGGAAAAGCUCUACAAUUCAUCUACAGCAGCAAGCAGCUCAAAACAAAAGGGGAUCUCAUCGCUGCGACAGCCACUACAAACGUAUAUCGCAGUGAACAAUUCAAAUCCACUAUGAAGGAUAUCCAGUCGCAAUGUUGCAGCCCUGAUGCAGUUAUAUUUGGUUCCGACUUCAAUCAGUCCUUGUACUGUCACCUCUUAUGUGGACUAAUCUACUCGAAUGAAGUCCAGUUCAUUUCUUCGACAUUCGCCCACAGCAUUGUUCAUGCAUUCCGAACAUUUGAGCAGGUCUGGGAAGAUCUUUGCACAGAUGUCAGGGAAGGAGUUCUCUCCAGCAGGAUUACUGUUCCAUCCAUCCGCGAAUCAGUUUCUAGACUCUUAAGCCCCAAUCCUGACCUGGCUGAUACGAUAUACAAGAAAUGCGUGGGUCUCAGUAACUGGUAUGGUGUGAUUCCAGAGCUUUGGCCAAAUGCUAAAUAUGUGUAUGGAAUCAUGACAGGAUCAAUGGAGCCUUAUUUGAAGAAACUAAGACAUUAUGCAGGGAACCUACCAUUGAUAAGUGCUGAAUAUGGAUCUUCUGAAGGGUGGAUAGGCACUAGUGUGGACCCCAGAUUGCCUCCUGAAUCUACAACCUUUGCUGUUCUCCCUGAUAUUGGCUAUUUUGAAUUUAUUCCUCUCAGGGAGAAUCCCAGGGUGCAGGAGUUGGAGAGAAGUGCUUCCACCAUCCACUAUGCAGAAUCAGAGCCAGUGAGUCUCACAGAAGUCAGGGUUGGUGAAGAGUAUGAAAUCAUCAUCACCAAUUUUGCAGGUUUAUACCGUUACAGGCUCGGCGAUGUCGUGAAAGUAGCAGGCUUCCACAACUCCACUCCAAAGCUUAAGUUUAUAUGCCGGAGAGGCCUACUUCUUACAGUCAACAUUGAUAAAAACACUGAGAAGGACCUCCAAUUAUCAGUUGAAGAAGCCACCAAGCUCUUGGCAGCAGAGAAGCUUGAGCUGGUGGACUUCACAAGCUAUGUUGACAUGUCAACAGACCCUGGACACUAUGUGAUCUUCUGGGAGUUGAAUGCUGAUGCCAGUGACGAUGUGUUGCACAGCUGCUGUGAUUGCUUGGACCGAGCCUUUGUCGACGCAGGCUACGUUAGUUCAAGGAAGGUGCAGGCCAUUGGAGCACUCGAGUUACGAGUUGUCGAAAGAGGGACCUUUCAGAAAAUUCUGGACCACUACCUGUGCCUUGGUGCUGCAGUGAGCCAGUUCAAGACACCACGCUGCGUGGGCACAUCAAACAGUGAGGUCCUGCAGAUCCUGUGCACCAAUGCUACGAAGAGCUAUUUCAGCACUGCAUAUGGCUGAUGGCAAUUUUGCCAUGUAUCCUGUAAUGAGGCUGCUGCAUCUCUUGUUUAGUUUUUCCUCUGUAUCUUGAGUUUGUAAGUAGUGCAGUGUUCCUCAACCUUCCCAAUGUAUUGUCAUAUAAGAAAUGAGAGGAAGAAUUGGCAACUUCCUAAGUUCUUGUUCUUUUGGCACAUUUGAUAUAUGGACGCGAUAUGCUGAGUAAUUUAAGAGACAGCCUUCAAUUAGGGACUGUCACUAAUCUUUAA
Messenger RNA from Elaeis guineensis (African oil palm), 2701 nucleotides. Its product is annotated as jasmonoyl--L-amino acid synthetase JAR4. Gene Ontology annotation, cellular component: cytoplasm. Lineage: Eukaryota; Viridiplantae; Streptophyta; Magnoliopsida; Arecales; Arecaceae. Gene Ontology annotation, molecular function: acid-amino acid ligase activity. The record is from RefSeq and is a predicted model, not a curated record.